Microcebus murinus (gray mouse lemur) is the source of this 830-nucleotide messenger RNA. RefSeq names its product azurocidin 1 (gene AZU1). Gene Ontology annotation, molecular function: serine-type endopeptidase activity. Gene Ontology annotation, cellular component: azurophil granule. NCBI's taxonomy places the organism in Eukaryota, Metazoa, Chordata, Mammalia, Primates, Cheirogaleidae. Gene Ontology annotation, biological process: proteolysis. The record is from RefSeq and is a predicted model, not a curated record.
AUGCCUCCUCUCAGACUGCUGGCCCUGCUGGCGGGCCUGCUGGCGUCCUCGAGGGCCGGCCCGACCCCCGUCGUGGGCAUCGUGGGCGGCCGGAAGGCGAGGCCGCUCGAGUUCCCGUUCCUGGCCUCGCUGCAGAGCCAGGGCCAGCACUUCUGCGGCGGCGCCCUGAUCCACGCGCGCUUCGUGCUGACCGCGGCCAGCUGCUUCCGCAACCUGAACCCAGGCGCGGCCUCGGUGGUGCUGGGAGCCUACGACCUGAGGCGGCGGGAGCGGGCGCGGCAGGCGUUCGCGGUCAGGAGCGUCAGCGAGAACAGAUACGACCCCCAGGAGAACCUGAACGACCUGCUGCUGCUGCAGCUGGAGCGUGAGGCCAACCUCACCAGCAACGUGGCGCUGCUGCCGCUGCCCCCGCAGAACGCAGUGGUGGAAGCUGGCACCAGCUGCCAGGUGGCCGGCUGGGGGACCCGCCGGAAUGGGGGGCGCCUCUCCCGCUUCCCAAGAGUUGUGAACGUGACGGUGACCCCCGAGGACCGGUGCCGCCCCAACAACCUGUGCACUGGCGCGCUCGCCCGCCGGGGCGGCAUCUGCCAGGGUGAUGGGGGCACCCCCCUCGUCUGCAACGGCCUGGCGCACGGCGUGGCCUCCUUCUCUCCAAACCCCUGCGGCAAGGGCCCCGACUUCUUCACCCGAGUGGCACUCUUCCGAGACUGGAUCGAUAGUGUCCUCAACAACCCCGGCCAGGGGCCGGCCUGAGCCCAGCCCGCGCCACGCCCCCCACGAUCUGUGCCCACAACCCGUGGCCCUUCCUGUGUCCCCCACGCCUCCGGGGC